Messenger RNA from Megalobrama amblycephala (Wuchang bream), 4489 nucleotides. RefSeq names its product hepatic and glial cell adhesion molecule a (gene hepacama). The record is from RefSeq and is a predicted model, not a curated record. Lineage: Eukaryota; Metazoa; Chordata; Actinopteri; Cypriniformes; Xenocyprididae. The transcript has 7 exons. The coding region runs from base 349 to 1992 and encodes 547 amino acids.
GGGACUGGAGACAAUAUCAUUGUUAAAAUUGUAUAUUGGCUGAUUUGCCUGAUUGACUUAAUGGCUGCCACUGAAUAAAUGUCUAUACUGAAUUAUCUACAUAAUUAAGUGGACACUGCUUUUCUUUCUACUCACCAUUGAGUAUUUUUAGAUGUAUAAACUGCAAUAGAAAUAUAAAACAAAGGUUGUCAAUAAAAUAAAUUAACUAAUUUCAAACCUUUACAAGAACAUCCCAGUUUGAAAUCCCUAAGAGCCCCGAUUUCAUUCGUAACUCAAUUUUGACAAAAUGUGUCAUUGCGUCUUGCUUUUGAACGCCACUGUGGAUGUAUUAUAUCAUGUCACAGAAAUAUGCUUUUAUACGUGACUGCUCAUAUCUGCCAUGUAACAACAAAAACACAUAUCUCCAACCAUCUCGCACUCAUCCUAGUGCCUUUACUGAGGAGAGACAAGCACACACAUGCACAAAUGCACACACACAAAGGGGCCCUGAAAAUAAUCACUGUGGAGAAGCUUGUAAAGCGAGGAAAGCACACACACACACACACAUACGAGAUCGCACAUAGAGUUGUUGUUCAGGCUAGGGUCCUGAGAGUGGGGUUCAGAGCAGCCAGUGUCCCGUCUGGCAGGAAGCACUCUGCAUUCGCAGCGACGUGCCUUGAGUGGACAAAUCAUGCUGAUUGUGUGGGAGAGAAACCCAGCGCUGCUCCCAAGAUGAAGGCAGAGAGGGAGGCAUCAUGCAAAAAGACAGCCGUUCCUUCACUGUUUCUUCUCCUAUGGCUUUUCAUCUUUUCCUUGGCAGCGAAUGUAUUUGUAGGUGGGGUCAACAUCAGCAGCCCGUCUCCUCUAGUGCGAGGUACACUCGGAGGCUCCGCCCUUCUCUCUGUGACCUACACCAGCACCAGCUCCGACCAGCCCGUUAUUAAGUGGCAGCUGAAGAGAGACAAACCCGUCACUGUGGUCCAGUCCAUUGGUACAGAAAUCAUUGGGAACCUUAGGCCCGAGUACCGUGGUCGAAUCCUCCUGUACGAGAACGGCUCCCUGCUCCUGCAUCACCUGCAGCUGUCUGAUGAGGGCGCGUAUGAGGUGGAGAUCUCUAUCACUGAUGAUACCUUCACUGGGGAGCGAUAUGUCAACCUAACCGUGGAUGUUCCAGUGUCCAGGCCUUUUGUUCACAUGGUGGCCUCAUCCGUCCUGGAGCUGACUGAGUUCUUCAUACUCAACUGCACUCACAAUAGUGGCACCAAACCCACAUAUAGCUGGCUGAAGGGUGGGAAAACUUUGACCAAUGACUCGCGUCUGCUCCUGUCACAUGACCAGAAGGUCCUGACCAUCUCCCGUGUUGUGAUGUCAGAUGAUGACAUCUACAGCUGCAGGGUGGAAAACCCCAUCAGCAGUAUGAAGAGCCUGCCCGUCAAACUCACUGUCUACAGACGGAGUUCUCUAUAUAUCAUCCUCUCCACGGGAGGCAUUUUCUUACUCAUCACCUUGGUGACCGUUUGCGCCUGUUGGAAACCCUCCAAAAAAAAAAGGCAACAGCUUGCCAGACAGAGCAGGCAAAAUUUAGCAGAGCAGAGUAACGACAAUCAUGAUGUUGAUAUCGUGCCUGCUAGAAAUUACCAUAAUCGUCGGAACCCAGGUGGACUAUAUGUCCUCAAUGAAACGGAUUUCCCUGAGGGAACAGAUGAGUCUUCCUGUAAUUAUAUCACCUCUACUGAUCCCCUCAGCCCACCUUGUUAUCCCAACAUGGCUCCACCUUCUGCACACUCUCCAGAUGCUUAUAUGCAUUCAGGAAGAAGAUACCCCCGUACUCCCGUCCCCUCUCCUCCAUCAACCCCUCAUCCGACUCUCACCCCACCCCUCUCCUGUCCCCAACACCUGGGCAGCUUAACACGCAAGCCCCACCCUCCAAGACUAAGCCCCACCCCUCCACAUGGAGAAGAACAUCCAGUUGAACCAGAAAUCAAUAUGCACUACCACAGCCUUACCCGAUGAGCAAGACGGAUGGAGAGAUUUAAAUGUAAAAUGUCAAGGAUAAUAUCAGAAUAUGAGAUUAUGUAUGUGGGUAUGGGAAUUUUAAUUAGUUGAUUUUAUUAGUUAUCCUAUGUAAAUGUUAGCAUUUCAUGCUUUCCAAAAGCUAUAGGUGAAUGAAUUGUGUACAAGACCAAAAGUUAAAGAUCAGUAGUGGUAAACAACUAAUACAAGAGGAUUACAUGGAUGUACUGGAUGGUUUAAUAGUUUUUUUUAACACUAAUAGAACAAUUUCAUCAUUUAUUUUCAGGACUUUUUUCAGCUGUGGUUUAAGAAAUAGCUUAAACUAAAUCAAAAUAAUCCUAUAAAUAAAAAAUAUACCGUUUAAUUUCAGCUAUAAUUGAGCAUUAUUGGGAUCUGUAAGGGUUUACUGUAAAUAUGAUUUCUUUAUGCCAAUAUUAAAAUGAUUUUAUUCUUUUUGUCUUCUUUUUGACCGAAAACAAAAGUAAAUCACUCAAAUAAUAUCUCUUUCUUUCUGAAUAUUUAAAAAGACAUAAGGGCAUAAAGACACCAGCCUUUACACUAUUAUUGUCAAUUUACACGUUUCAACCACCAGAGGCUCCCACAUCACUAUCAAUCUUUUUUUACAGUCUAUGCUAUCAAUCAAUAAAAUUAUCUGCGUCAUUUCAAAGCCAGAUAGUGUUGUUUAACUCGUUUUCAGCCUUGCUCUCCUCCCUGUUUUCCUGUAGGACAAUAGAAAUAGUUUUUAAUUGAGUCACUUCAUUUUGAUUUAGAGAGUAAACAAAUUUUAGCAUUUUCUCCUCAAUAACAAUGUUCACUCAAAGGUUUGUGAGCUAAAUACUUACAAGAAUAUGUUGAAUUAAUCAGGUACAUUAUCUUAAUGUUUAAAAUAAAUAUUUAGUUAAACGCUGCUGAUAAAUAGCGCACGACACGACAGUUCGAGAGGAGGUUACAGUCUUGUCAAUAACAACAACGUAACCUACAUCUUACCUCACUCCUGUCCUGUGACCGUUCUUCCGGUAGGCCUAACCUCAAAUUACCCCAAAUUAACUACACCUUGACUUUUAAUCACUUUUCAAGGAGGGCGAACUUUGAGCAUCGUGUAGGGUUGCAAAGUUCAUGAAAAUAAGGGACAAUCUUGGUUCUUUAUAGGAAAAUAAGGGACACUUAAAAUUUUUGGACUGUAGCCUACCACAUAGUGUAUGUCAUUUCAGUGUCUGCAGUGUUUUUUUUUUGUUGUUGUUGUUGUUGUUGUCUGAAUUAAAUGCUUGAAUGCAGGGGCGUAGCAGCCAUUUUAAAAGUGGGGGGGACAGCUGUAUGGUGAUGUGACCCAAAGCUGAUGUUCAUAAUAAUAAAUUCUAAAUAGAAUACCAAUUGGCAUUGUACAGCACCCCAGUGGCAAUUUUGGGAACAUGCCGUGAUAGCUUACAGGAACCUAGUUUUGUGAAAUCAUCCUCAAAAUUUUUAAAAUACUGCAGGACUUUGAGACCAAUGUGAGACCAUCUAUACUUUAUUUAGAUAAAGAUAUUUUAUGAUAUUUAAAAUAUUCUCUGCAUUCAAUAAUAAAAUGCCUUAAACUGGAAAUUCAGUGUUUAAUCUUGUCAUUAUAAAUUACUCUAUUCUCCUAUUUGAUACUGUUCAGUGCUUUGACACAAUCUGUAUUAUUAAAAGCACUAUAUAAAUAAAGGUGAUUGAUGGUUGAUCUUUUGUUUUAAGGAAUUAAAUUGAUGUGUAAUUCCUUAAAAUAUUGGGAAACAGUUCCAAUUAAGAAAACACUGCCUUAAAAUAGUCAAUCUGCUUUUUUUUAUACAAAUCUCACCUGUACACAUUCUGGAGAGGUUGAGCAACUGUCCCCUCUCUCUGUCAGUGACGUCACAGCCUGCCUUUCCUACAGACCAGUUAGGACAUAAAGUAGAAUAUUUACAUAAAGUAUAAAAAAAUAUAAAUUUUAAAUUUGAUAAAGUAUUUUAAGAUAUUCGGUGCAAAACAAAUUUGAUUUAUUGUGAAAGGAUAAUUCUACUCCGCGAGCAGCACGUAGGCAACAAAAGACAGCAGAAACCAAUAAUUUGUUACGUCUCAUUUAGCAGACGCUUUUAUACAAAGCGACAAGUAGGAGAGCAUUUAACACACUGAAUCCGGCGCGACGUGACGAGGUCCAUACGGGUUCUGUUGUCUUUUGACGUUACAGUAGUUUAAAUCAUAACAUGAAAACUUUAUCGCGUGAUUCGUGUCAUCACGACAUACUGUAACAUACUUACAGUGUGUGUUUGAAAAAAGGAUGUAAUCGUCCUUUGCUUUUUUUCUGGGGUGCAUUUUAUCCCAGACGGCGAAUGAACGAACGAAAACUCACAACACCAACAAGAGAUUUGAAGCUCAUAGCAGACGCGCCCAAGAGAUGAUUCGCUCUGUGAUUGGCUGAAUGUUAGUUCACUCAAAUCUAAGUAACAAAUCAGAGAACACUGCCGGUGCCGGAAAUAUUCACGCUGGAUCCAAAAAAAUA